UCGAUUCCCGGCAUCUACUCUCAGAUCCUUUCGUGCGCAUAUGAUCGAACGGUUCUGAUACCUCCUCUCUCCCCCAUAUAAUCCCCCACCCCCCACACCCUAUGCAAAGAUAGAAAACCUUGAGAUAGAAGAACUAGAGAGAGAGAAAGCGGUGGAAAUGAACGCGUUGGAUUCUCCACUUGAAGCUCUAGCUCUCAACUACUUGAGCUACGGCUUCUUCACCGCCGUCAACAAUAUAUGGGCAUGGGUCGCCGUCAUAACCGCCGCCGUCAGCUUCUGGAGGAUCAGGGCUCUGUCGUCAGCUCCGGUGUCGACACCGGAGCCACGCCGCAGGAGCCACGAUACGGCGUCAACAUCAUCAUCAGCGCCACCAAAAGUGGCUGAGCCGGCUACUCUCUCGACUGCGGGUGAAACACAGCUUUCUUCUGCUCCUGCCAAGACAUCCUGUCCCACGUUGGGGAGAGAAGGUAGCACGAAAACCAAGUUUAGUUUAUAUUACGAAGAGGAUGAUUUUAGGGAAGACGAUGAGGGUGGCGAGAAUGAGGAUGACGGGGACGGGACGGCGGGGGUAAGUGAGAAGUCAGGUAGAUAUUUGAGCGAGGAUUGGGAGAGAAUGAUGGUGGUGGUGAGAAUGGGGGAUAUGGGGUGGUAUCGGUGGCAAGACAGGGCGGUGUUUGACGGCAGCGUGGUGCGGUUGUGGGACCAGGGGCGGGGAAGGCGGAGACACGCGGCGGCGUUGUUGGUGGAUGGUGGCGUGGGGUGGUAGGUGAUGAAAAUGUAUUCAAGUAGAGUUGUAAUUUGGUGGGGUUGGAUAGGAAUAAUAAUGAGUACUGGUGAUCACCAGUUGUUGUUGUUAAGGUUUCUUACAAAAAUUGUAUAUAUAUUUUGUUGUCUUCCUCAAAACCAUUUUACAGAUGUUAGAAUUCCAUUUUUGUCC
Messenger RNA from Sesamum indicum (sesame), 937 nucleotides. RefSeq lists its product as uncharacterized. The record is from RefSeq and is a predicted model, not a curated record. Lineage: Eukaryota; Viridiplantae; Streptophyta; Magnoliopsida; Lamiales; Pedaliaceae.